This is a messenger RNA of Erythranthe guttata (spotted monkey flower), 684 nucleotides long. RefSeq lists its product as uncharacterized. The record is from RefSeq and is a predicted model, not a curated record. Lineage: Eukaryota; Viridiplantae; Streptophyta; Magnoliopsida; Lamiales; Phrymaceae. Gene Ontology annotation, molecular function: fatty acid binding. Gene Ontology annotation, biological process: systemic acquired resistance.
CCCCACUUAGAGUUCUCGAUAAUGCAUUUCGAGUCAUCCACAAUCCAGCACCGAAAAAUAAACCACUAUAAAAAAACACCCCCACUGCAUUGAUAUGAUGCAUCGAACAAAGAAAAAAUAUAUCGGAGAUAUGGAAGCGUCACGAGUAAGGUGUUAUUCUUGCGUAGUUGUUGUCUUUGUUCUUGUAGGUAUCUUUACCUCAAACGGAGCAAAUGCAGCCGGGGAAUGCCCGAAAUCGACCCCCGACAUGGAAGCCAUGAAGCUGAUUCCGUGCGCGUCGGCGGUGCAGGACUCUAGUGCCGCCGUUUCGGGCGGGUGUUGUGCUCAGGUGAAGAAGAUCGGACAGAAUCCGAGAUGCUUGUGCGCAGUUUUGCUGUCUAAUAUGGCGAAGGCAGCCGGAGUCAAACCCGAAAUCGCCAUCACGAUUCCCAAACGUUGUAACCUUAGCGACAGGCCCAUCGGCUACAAGUGUGGAGCUUAUACAUUGCCAUGAAAAAGGUUGGAGGGCAGAAAUUUGAUGGUGGUGUUGUUUUAGUGUAAUUGUGUGUGUGUGUGUGUGUUUGGUUUAAAGUAGUAGCAUAUAUAUCUGUGUGUGCUACAGAUGAUGUGUAUCCAAAUUCCAAGGCCAUUUUGGGGUUUGUUCUGCUAUAAAUAAAUUGUGUUGGACUUUUCUUUGCAUUAGUA